Ficedula albicollis (Collared flycatcher) is the source of this 1879-nucleotide messenger RNA. RefSeq names its product ubiquitin like 7 (gene UBL7). Gene Ontology annotation, biological process: ubiquitin-dependent protein catabolic process. Lineage: Eukaryota; Metazoa; Chordata; Aves; Passeriformes; Muscicapidae. The coding region runs from base 330 to 1472 and encodes 380 amino acids. The transcript is spliced from 12 exons. The record is from RefSeq and is a predicted model, not a curated record. Gene Ontology annotation, molecular function: polyubiquitin modification-dependent protein binding. Gene Ontology annotation, cellular component: cytosol.
GCUGAAGAGCGGGCAGCUUCGGACAGCUGGGCCCUCCUGCGCUGGCGGAGCUGCUCGCCCACGGGGGAGGAUGGUAGCCGCUUAAUUACCGAGGUAGCGUUAAUUAGAGGCAGUCGUGGCAGGGGAGCAUUGCGAACUGCGCGCCCCUCGCCGCGCUCCUGCCUUUAAACCCUCGGCCGCCCUCCCAUUGGCUGGUGCUGGCAGGGACCGACCAAUCAGCAGCGCCUUCUCGGGAGAGCGGUACGCCUACUCUGCCGGACUCCAUUUCCCAGCGCGCACCGCGCUCCCUACCGCACUUCCGCUUCCGGUCCGCAGGGCGCGGAGCCGCCAUGGCCCUGCCGGAGUGGCACAUCGCCGUGAAGCUGGCGGAGCAGCCGCUGGCCCCCAAAUCCAUCCUGCGCCUGCCGGAGACCGAGCUGGGCGAGUGCCCGCUGGGCGGCUGCAGCAUCUCGCACCUCAAGCAGCUGAUCGCGGGCAAGCUGCAGGAAUCCCUGCCGGACCCCGAGCUCAUCGACCUGAUCUACUGUGGCAGGAAGCUGAGGGAUGACCAGACCCUGGAUUUUUAUGGAAUCCAGUCUGGCUCCACUGUCCACGUCCUGCGCAAGUCCUGGCCUGAGCCUGACCAGAAACCAGAGCCCGUGGAUAAGGUGGCAGCAAUCCGGGAAUUCCGUGUCCUGCACACUGCCCUGCACAGCAGCCCUGCCUACAGAGAUGCUGUCUUCAAGAUGCUGGGAAACAAAGAAUCCCUGGAUCAGAUUAUUGUGGCUACUCCCGGCCUCAGCAGCGACCCUGUGGCUCUGGGAGUUCUGCAGGACAAGGAUCUGUUUUCCGUGUUUGCAGACCCCAACAUGCUGGACACGCUGAUCCCAGCUCACCCUGCCCUGGUGAAUGCCAUCGUGCUGGUGCUGCACUCGGUGGCAGGCAGCACCCCCCUGCCAGCCCCAGACACCUCCUCACGGGCCAUGGCCCUGGGCUCCUACCGGGACAUGCCAGGUGGCUUUCUCUUUGAGGGGCUCUCUGAUGAUGAAGAGGAUUUCCACCAGAGCACCAGGUCCACCCCCUCCAGCAGCACGUCCGGCUCGCGCCCGGCCUCGCUGGGCUACGCGGGGGCGGCGGGGCCCCGGCCCAUCACCCAGAGCGAGCUGGCCACAGCCCUGGCCCUGGCCAGCACCCCUGAGAGCAGCUCCCACACACCCACCCCGGGCACACAGGGCCACUCCUCCGGGACGUCCCCGAUGUCCUCCAGUGUCCAGUCAGGGACACCCAUCACCAAUGACCUGUUCAGCCAGGCCCUGCAGCACGCCCUGCAGGCCUCAGGGCAGCCCAGCCUCCAGAGCCAGUGGCAGCCCCAGCUGCAGCAGCUGCGAGACAUGGGGAUCCACGACGACGAGCUGAGCCUGAGGGCCCUGCAGGCCACAGGAGGGGACAUCCAGGCUGCCCUGGAGCUCAUCUUUGCUGGGGGGGCCCCCUGAACCUUCCUGCUGGGCUGGGGCAGGACAGAACAUAUGCUCAGCACCCCACAGCCCUGCUGGCAGCCGGGAUCACCACGGAUUAAGCUCCUGCCCAAAGCUGUCCUGGACACCAGUUUGCCUUCCUGCACCACCUGAAUUUUCAAUUUAGGCCUCGUUGCUGUCCCAAAAUUGUGUUUUUCUCAUCACUCCUGGGAUAUUUGAUCCCCCUGCUGACCCACGUUUGGCAUGAAGCCUUUUUCACUGCUACUUCUGCUUUCCCCACACCCCCAGAGAGCUGAGAACUGCCUGGAUUUUGGGGCUGGAAGUGACUUUUCCCUGAUUUCCUCUCCCAACCAGCAGGGCUUGGCUGGGAGCAGCAUCUCAGGCACAAUCACUGCCUGCAGCAGAGAAGUUGGCAGGAGCUGCAG